GAGCCGAGGCCUCCGAAGCGGAAGUGGGUUGCUGUUGAGGCGGCGGCAUCUUUCUCGAGGGGCUCUCCUGGGCGGCUGGAGAAGCAGCUGCUUCUCUCGAGUGUGACGGCGGCGGCGCCUGCGGACCUAACUAGCUCCAGGACUUGAAAAUACUGGAAAUCUGUCCGGAUCCAAAUUCUUUUGCAAGCCAGAUGAGUAACCAGACGGCAUGAAAGGUUGAGAACAUUUGACUUCCCUGCAAACCUUGGUAUAGAUCACUUCCUUUUCUGUAGGUUGGCACCAAAGAGCACAAUGAGUACAAGAAAACGUCGUGGUGGAGCAAUAAAUUCUAGACAAACCCAGAAGCGAACUCGGGAAGCAACCUCCACCCCCGAGAUUUCCUUGGAAGCAGAGCCCAUAGAACUCGUGGAAACCGCUGGAGAUGAAAUUGUGGACCUCACCUGUGAAUCUUUAGAGCCCGUGGUUGUUGACCUGACUCACAAUGACUCUGUUGUGAUUGUUGAUGAAAGAAGAAGACCAAGGAGGAAUGCUAGGAGGCUGCCCCAGGACCAUGCUGACAGCUGCGUGGUGAGCAGUGACGAUGAGGAGUUGUCCAGGGACAGAGACGUGUAUGUGACUACCCACACUCCCAGAAACACCAGGGAUGAGGGCGCUACAGGCCUCAGGCCCUCGGGUACUGUCAGUUGUCCUAUCUGCAUGGAUGGAUACUCUGAGAUUGUGCAGAAUGGACGUCUCAUUGUUUCCACAGAGUGUGGCCAUGUCUUCUGUAGCCAGUGCCUCCGCGAUUCCCUGAAGAAUGCUAAUACUUGCCCAACUUGUAGGAAAAAGAUCAACCACAAACGGUACCACCCCAUUUAUAUAUGAAGUAUUCAGAGUCGCCCAGGAGAGACGGAUGGACAGACAGACAGACAGACAGACAGGUUCUCCAGUGGUAUCUGCCUCCAUUUUCCUGAGCUCAAAAAGACUGUUUCGAAACCAACGUCUGAUAUGUAAACUGCUCUUUUGUUUCCAACCCCUUCUUUUUGUUAUCUCCAGUUUGAUGCUAUGGCGCUGGACCCAGGGCCCUCCCAGGCCAUCUCUGUUCCUCUGGGGUGGUCCAGUUCUAGAGUGGGAGAAAGGGAGUCAGGCACAUUGGGAAUCGUGGUUCUAGUCUGGUUGCAGAACCUGCACAUUUGCCAAGAAAUUUUCCUUGUUUGGAAAGUUUGCCCCAGCUUUCCCAGGCACACCACCUUUUGUUCCAAGUGUCUGCCGGUCGACCAAUCUGCCUGCCACACAUUGACCAAGCCAGACCCAGUUCACCCAGCUCGAAGAUCCCAGGUGCAAGAGUGGCCCCUUGAGGUCCUGGAAAGACCAAUCACUGGACUUCUUCCCUUGAGAGUCAGAGGUCACCCGUGAUUCUGCCUGCACCUUACCAUUGAUCUGCAGUGAUUUCUGCAAAUCAGGAGAAACUGCAGGGCAAUCCCCUGUUUCCUAAGAACAAAAAAGUGCAAUAAAGGCCAUUCAUUACCUACUUUUCAACAGCCCACAAGAUGUAGCACUAUUAGCGUCCCCCUCAGAGGCCUAAUGUUGCCUGGGGAGCAGUGCCCAUCCCAGCCCGUUUCUGCCCGCCAGUUGUUCUCAGGAACCUUACCCAUGCUCCAGCAUCCUUCACCUGGCACAGGACAUGCAAGAUAAAUAGGGCAGGCACGUGUUUGGGUGUCCUCUCUUUUCUGAUGAAAUCCAUCCUGUGUUUGCCACACGCCCUCCAGUCCUCAGUUCCUCAGUUCCCACUGCCUAAUGUCUGCCCCCGCGUAGAUACUGAGAGGUGGUGGCAGUAAUUGUGGCCUUAUCAGCCGCUCAGUUCCAGGCUUUUGCCCAAGUCACUGUUGCCCCAUGUUUCGGAGAACCUGGCCCACCUGACUUGGCUUUCUCAUCCUUCCCAACCCAGUGCCAUUUGUUUCAGAAGCUACUCCUCUGGCCAGCUGGGCUUGGAUCCUUUGGGCUUUGACUGCUCCAUAGGUUUUGAUGGGUGAAACACGGGCCCAGAUGACAACCUCUCCCUCACUCCACAGGUAUGUGGGAGCCUCAGGUUCUCUGAAGGGCAGCAAAGUGGCCCCCACUGCCCCUGACAGCACAGGGCCUGGGGGUGGCUAACAGGAGAGGCCUUACAGUGCCAGCCUGCCUCCUCUUCCGCUGUCCUCCUUCCUCAGAGGGCUGCAAGCCAAACUAACGGCCUUUUCGUGUGAAACAUCUUCAGAGUGGGAAAGGGGCCACUUCUGGCUUUGUUAGCAAUAACUGACCUUCAGGUUACCCUUCUGAAGGAGCAGGGACUCAGCACAGAAUUCACUUUAGACGGGGCUGAAGGAGUGUCCCUCCUCUAUGUGAAAAGAAAAUUGUUUUAUUCUUCAUUCUGACUUUUUAACUGUUUGGCUCACUUCCAGUUAGUUUGAAUGAAAAUAAUAAUUUUCUACUUGGAGUUGAAGAGUGCAGAAUCCUCAGCUCUCAUCAUUGUGAUGUGUAGCGUGUCUGCCCUCUGACUGAACAUCAUUGCCAUUAACUUUCUUCUGGGCAUCGUGCGAGUGUCAUGAUGCCCAGACUUGGAGCAAGGCAACCUUGGAGUCAGUCCACUAAUAAAAUAUGGUACCACCCAUUUUAAAAUUUCUUUAAGUUUUAUCCUUAAAGACAACUUCAGUGGUUAAUUAUAAAAGUUGUGUUACUUCGUCCUAAAUUAAAUUGAUAAAAGGAUUUAAAAAUGUGUUUUGUUUCUACUAUUCAGAAACUGCGAACUAGGGAAAGGUUGGUAUGAAAAAAAUGUCUUUCCUUUUUUCAAUGUACAUAGUUCAGCUCUUUCUUUGUUACAUUUAAACUAUAUCCAUGGAUAUCAGUCUGCUUUGGACUCCUCUGCUAGUGUUAAAGAUGGAAAUAAAACCAUUAAUUUGAACCAA
Chlorocebus sabaeus (green monkey) is the source of this 2924-nucleotide messenger RNA. RefSeq names its product ring finger protein 4 (gene RNF4). NCBI's taxonomy places the organism in Eukaryota, Metazoa, Chordata, Mammalia, Primates, Cercopithecidae. The record is from RefSeq and is a predicted model, not a curated record. Gene Ontology annotation, molecular function: transcription factor binding; zinc ion binding. Gene Ontology annotation, cellular component: PML body. Gene Ontology annotation, biological process: positive regulation of transcription by RNA polymerase II.